Messenger RNA from Onthophagus taurus, 4068 nucleotides. It is a transcript of the gene Cad86C, whose product is annotated as Cadherin 86C. NCBI's taxonomy places the organism in Eukaryota, Metazoa, Arthropoda, Insecta, Coleoptera, Scarabaeidae. Gene Ontology annotation, biological process: homophilic cell-cell adhesion; multicellular organism development; cell migration. Gene Ontology annotation, molecular function: calcium ion binding; beta-catenin binding; cadherin binding. Gene Ontology annotation, cellular component: membrane; catenin complex. The record is from RefSeq and is a predicted model, not a curated record.
AUUUUGUAGAGUUCAUUAAAAAUUUGAGAUAACACCAUGAAGGAAUUCGUUUGUUGGCUGUAUUUGGGGUUAUUUUUUGAAAUAAUUUUGGGGGUUCCGAAAUUUGAUAGCACAGCUUUGAUGAGAAACGUGUUUGUGCCGGCUGAUGCGGCGGUUAAAUCGGUUAUCUACAGGUUGAAAGCGUACGAUACGGGUUUUGAUUAUCCUUUGGUGUUUAAAUUAGCGACUGUUAACAAUGUGGUUGAGUUGGAAACGUUGAAUUGUACGAAAUUUAAUUCAAUUUGCCAAGCUAAUGUUGUUUUAAAAAGUAAACUUGUUCCUGAAAGGUUUUAUGAUUUUACGGUUAUUGUUGAAAAUGGUAAAGGUGAUGUUGAAACGAUGGAAUGUUCGUUUAAAGCAACAAAUGCUACGACACCUAUUGAAAAAAUUUUUCCGGGGGCACCUUCUUUGGUUUCGAUUAGCGAAUUAUCGCAUAGAAAUUCAGAUGUGGUUACUUUGAGAGCUCAAGGAAAUACGUGGGGUAAAAAGAAAGUUCUUUUGGAACUUUUUGCACCCCCGGAAUUCGGAUUGCGGCAAAGAAUCGUGAAUGGACGGGAUGUUGAAGGAACAAUUGUGCUUGUAUCGCGGUUGGAUUAUGAGAAAUCACCGUCACAUCAUCUUCUUGUUUAUGCAAAUGAUCCUUGGACUGAUCGAUCAACGGAUACAAGAAACAUUGCGACUUGGCCGUUAUUCGUUUCGGUUUUAGACGAACAAGAUUCGCCUCCAAUUUUUACUUUAGCGCCACCGACUACCGAUUUAGAUCCAAAUUUGAAAAUUGGCGAUACAAUAUUAACGGUAAAAGCUGAAGAUGGUGAUAAAGGAAAUCCCAGGGAUUUACGCUAUUUUUUGGUUGACCAUCAAAAUUCUUCUAUAAAUGGUUUCUUUGAAAUCGAGGAAUUAACCGGUGAAUUAAAAUUAAUUCAUCCAAUUGAAGAUCUUUUAUCAACGAUUUCUCCUUCUAAACCUUUGUUAUUAACAAUUCGAGCAAAGGAACUUCGCAGAAACCAAAACGAUGCUCCAUCUCAAUCGACAGACGUCCAAUUAGCUCUUCUACCUCCGAAUCCAUUAAAGGAUACUCCUCCUAAAUUUAACCAACCCGAAUACACUGCCACAAUAGAAGAAAAUUCACCACCGGGAACUACUUUAUCUUUAAAAUCAUCCCCUUUUAUAACGAUUCCAAAAGGAAGCGCCUUCAUUUUGGAGAUACUCAAAGAAAAUGGAACAUUCGAAAUUUCUCCGAAUGUUAUCACCGAAUCUUCGUCUUUUGAAAUUAAAGUAAAAAAUAAUUCUUUAUUAGAUUAUGAGUUAAAGACGUCGAUUGAAUUUGAAGUUUCUUUAAGAAAAUUUGAUUCUAAAGAAUCUUCAAGUUUAGCUCGUGUAAAAAUAAGGAUUAUAGAUGUUGAUGAUGAUCAACCCAGGUUUAGAAUGGAUGAGUGGAAAGCUGAUUUAGCUGAAGACGCAAUUUUUGGGACGUCACUUUUAAAAAUUGAGGCUUAUAAUAAAGAUGGUGUUGAAUACAGCGGGUUAUCAGGUAAAAACAGCGACGCUUUUUCUUUAGAUAAAACCACCGGGGUGAUAACAUUAAUAAAACCGGAUAUGAUUCAUUCAGAAAUUGAUGAUUCAAUUAAUUUAACGGUUAAAGUUACUUCGAAAGCAUCGAAUAAGUCUUCAACCGCAAAAAUAAAAUUCAAAAUAAUCGACGUUAACGAUCAUUCACCUCGAUUUGAAAGAAAUCCUUACGAAUUUAUCGUUGAUGAUGAUCGAAAAAAAUUUACGGUCAAAGCGAUAAUAAAAGCGGUUGAUUUUGACAGUACAUCGCCUAAUAAUCUUGUUAAAUAUGAAUUAAUAGAAUCGAUUGAUGGGUUAUUUUUGAAUCAAGAUAAUGGUGAAUUAGAAAUCGUUGAAAAAUGGAAUUUUAAUACUUUGGUAACUUUACACGGUCGUGCUUACGAUGGUGGGAUACCAAGACGAUCCGACACGGUUGAAAUAAGAAUUUAUCCACCGGAAAAUAAAUUCAGAAAAAUGAUGUUUGUCGUUUCCGGCCGAAACCCAAAUCGAAAUGAACUUGAAAAGACUUUAAGCACAAUCGUAGGCCAAAAAGUUAAUAUCGAAGAUAUUCGCCCUUACAAAGAUAAUCAAGAUCGAAGCGUUAUAUUUGUAACGGUACCGAAUGAAUCGUCAAUCAUCGAUAUCAAGGAAGUACAAAAAAUAUUAGAUAAACGCACGAUUAAUGAAGAUGAAAAGAUUGUGAAAUCAAGUUUAAAUUUAUGGUGGAUUUUUUGGGUAAUCCUAAUUCUUCUUUUAAUCAUUUUAGUUAUCGCUUUGCUUUGUUGCAUUUGUGAAGGGUGCCCAUUAUAUGUGAAUACAAAGAAACGUAAAACACAGUUAAUCACUGAAAAUUCUGGCCAAACCGAAAAUAAAUCAGUACAAGUCGCCGAAUGGUUUGGACGCCGCGAAGCUUGGAGCCCGGAAUUAGUGGAUACAGAAUCAAUUAGGAGGCACGAAGCUGAUCGAGGAUCUGAUCACGUCGAAAGGCACCGUAAACAGCAAAAGGUAAUCGAUAACAAUUUAGAAAUACCAAGAGAUCAAUUAUAUAUCCGCGAAGGAAAUGCUGAUAUCUUAAGAUUAAUUACAAGAGGAAACGAGCAACAAAGACCAAUCACUUUAAUACAAGAACAACCAUACAUAAUAGAUAACGGAAAAGAUAUCUUAUUAAAACGAUUUAUUGAUCAACAACAAAACGUAGAAAUAAAUCGAUCAAACUUGAACAUCGCGGCUAAAUUACAAUCGGAAAACGAAGUUUUAGAACAAAGUUUAAGAACACAAAACGCUUUAUUACGACAAUUCUUAGCCGAAAGAGAACGAGAAAUUCGUUUAGAAACGCAAUCUUUACCAGCGGGUACACAAACCGAUCAUGACGUUGAAACGCAAACGGAACCAUUGUUUUUAAGACCACCAAAAAGAAAAACGCGAUCCGAUAAUGAAUUUAGCGACGUUUCUGAAGACGAGGAAAGAACAAAAAAUCGAAGGAAAAGAAAGAUACCGUUAAGAAGAAAAAUAAACACCCCAAUUCAAGAAGAAUCUGAAAAUAAUUUAGAUAAUAACGAAAAAAAUUCGAUUAACGAUGCGAGGAAAUUAAGUUUUGGACACACAAGAACUAGUUUAUUAAGGAAAAAACAAUCGGUUAAAUCGCAAAAUCAAGAUUUACAAAAACAAAAAUCUAAAAAUGAAUCAAAAAUGGAAGUGAAAAAUGAAUCAAAAAAUGAAUCAAGAAAUGAAAUAAAAAAUGAAUUAAAAAAUGAAUUAAGAAAUGAAACAAAAAGUGAUUCAAGAUUAAAUAAAAUGUCAAAAUCGGCUUUAAGAAGAGAAGUAUUAAAAGAAAUUUCAGCGUCUUUAUUACAAAGUGAAAUAGGAACUGAAAGUGAUUUACAAACAUUUUCAGAUGAUUCCUUAGAAGAAGAAGAAGUUGAAAUGAAACCAAUAAAAUAUCAAUCACAAAUGGAUCUUAGUAAUAUAAAAAGAAAAAAUGAAAAAUUACGAUCUCAAAGUAACUUAGACUUGAGUAAAAAAGAUGUUUACGUUAACGAAAAAAAUCGACGCGAUAAACUGAAAGAAAGAAGAGGUUCUAAUUCUCGAUACAUGGAAUGGUACAAAAAAGGUAAAGCUGAGAAAAAAGAUAAAGAUACUGGAUCUGAAAGGAGUAGUGUAACAACGAAAGUUACUAAAAAAAUUCCUGUUUCUGAAACGAUGUUUAAAUCGAAUAGAAACGGCGUUGAUAAGAAAGGAUUGUCGUCAAAUGGGCCAGAUCACCCGUUGAUACAACACUCAAAGAAUCGAUUUGAAAUGGUUUAUCCUAAAAGGAUGGAAGAUGAUGUUGAUUCAGGUAUUGUUUUAACAAGACCGGCUGCUACACAGAAGAAAAGUAUAUUUACGAUUGCUUACGAUGAUAUGCAAACGACGAGAAUUCAACAAGAAAAUCAUUCACCACCUUUAUAAUAUAAUAAAUCCAUAAAAAAUUAAAAAUAAUUG